Molecule: messenger RNA, 735 nt
Organism: Cuscuta campestris
Lineage: Eukaryota; Viridiplantae; Streptophyta; Magnoliopsida; Solanales; Convolvulaceae
Source: the annotation of a GenBank genome assembly
GGAAUUCCUGCUUUUAAUCUGAGUGUACUGUGAUGCUUGAACAUUUGAUUUUUCUUACUUAAAUUCUCACUUGCUCAAUAUUUUUAUUUUCCUAAAAUGAGCUCAAGCGGUAUGAUUAAUACUAUGCAUAAUGCAUUUGGCUGAUCUGUUUGACAUAACAGAUAUUGAUAACUUCUCUCAUUCAAUGGCCUUUCGAUACAGAUCCCGUUCUCUUCACGGACUACUAUGGCGGUUGCUAGCAGCCCAUCACGUUUCGCGACUGCAGGGAAACAAGGGCUCCCUUCAAACGCGCCCUCAGUUUCCAUAUCAGCAACAAAUUACAUCUCAUCCACUCCUUCUCCAGCUGCAGUUGCAUCAGGUGGUGGCACACCAGCAUUUGGGGAUGCCUAGCUCCUAAAUCUUGAACUAGGAGGGAGGCAUCCUGCACCUCCUUUUGUGUUUUAGGUAUAUCUCUAUUGGUACAAACCAAAUCCAAACAAUCCUUCAGAUAUUUCAAGGUAAAUAUGACACCUUACCAUCACAUCUACUAUACUUCUUGAUGUAAGAUACUGAUGGUGUAAUGUUGGGUUUUGUAACUAAAGUUGUAACAAGUUAUCAUUUCAAGUUCAAAGUUCUUGUGACAGAUACUUGUGCAUUCAAAGGAGUGUAAGUGCUUGUUUCUCUUAUGCGUCUAUUUGUUUUUUGCUACUGUGCUUUAAGUCUCUCGUCUUGUGGCCCUUGUAAAUGGGUGUAUUA